Molecule: messenger RNA, 1301 nt
Organism: Aphanomyces invadans
Lineage: Eukaryota; Oomycota; Saprolegniomycetes; Saprolegniales; Verrucalvaceae
Exons: 1
Coding region: 47-1255 (402 amino acids)
Cellular component (GO): membrane
Molecular function (GO): transmembrane transporter activity
Source: RefSeq, a predicted model, not a curated record
GAAAUCUUGACUCCACCAUCACACUCAUUGUGGCGACGACGCGACAAUGGGAAUCGCGGACGACCAACUAUGGCCCGCUAAGGCCAUGUACGGCAUCAACAACUUUGCGCUCAGCACGGUCCUGAACUUCCUCCCUGUCUUCUUCAACUCGUACUUCGAUAAGCUCCAAAUCGGGAUCCUCGCCGCGAUUCCAUGUGUGUGUUCGGUGGUGGCGCCGCCGCUGUGGGGUGCACUGGCAGACAUCUUGCACCAACAGCGAUGGGUGCAUGUCUUUUGCAUCUUGUCUGGGACGAUCUUGAUGUUCCUGAUCGAGUUCUCCGUAUCCAACUUUUACGUGACGUGCUCUGUCGUGUUCUUGGCCAACUUCCAAACGAAUCCCACGGGCUCCCUCCUCGAUCAAGCCGUCAUGGCCCUCCUGCAUCGCGUCGGCGGGGAGUACGGAAAGCAGAGACUCUUUGGUGCAGUCGGGUGGGGUGUCGGAGCCUUCCUAACUGGCCUUGUUGUCAACACGUAUGGAAUUACAUGGGCGUUCAAUCUCCACUUGAUCUUUUGCGUGCCGACACUGUACGUGCUGAGCUUGAUUCCUGCCGCCGACCCGAAAGAUUCGAGCGAAGGGCACACAGCGUCGCUCUCGUUUUGGGAAGGCUUGCGACGCAUCGGGCGGAAGGCCGACGUGGUUCUCCUCCUUGUUGUGGUGUUGCUCAUCGGGCUCAUGUUUGGCGUCGUAUCGUCCUUCCUCACGCUCAAUCUGUACGAACUCUCGAACCACUCGACCACAAUCGUCGGAAUGGCGAUUUGGCUUGAAACGUUGUCGGAACUCCCUGCAUUUUACUUUGCCGACGCCGUCAUCAAGCGGCUGGGCAUCCUGAACGUGCUGCUCGUGUCCAUCCUCGGGUACGGCGUACGCAUCACGUACUAUGCGGUCAUGACGAACGCGUGGAGCGCGCUGCCGUUUGAACUCUUGCAUGGUGUGACUUUUUCGCUAGCGUGGGCGGCGUGCACGCAGUACAUCUACGACGCAGCUCCCCCCGGCACCGAAGGCACGAUGAUGGGCCUCCUCAACGCAGUCCUGAAUGGCCUCGGCCGGGGCACUGGUACCCUCCUGGGGGGUUAUUUGUACGAGCAUUACGACGCGAGCUCCAUGUGGUUUGCCACAGACCUCGGCGUCCCUGUUGCCCUCGUUGGGCUCUACCUGUUCUCUCGAUCCAUGAACAAGUCGGCGCUUCCCACGACCGCUGUGCCAAAAAUUGAGUAGAUAAACCAACAGAUACAGCGUCCACUAUAUUGAGCGACUUGCGCCA